Messenger RNA from Nerophis lumbriciformis (worm pipefish), 2349 nucleotides. RefSeq names its product inward rectifier potassium channel 2-like. Lineage: Eukaryota; Metazoa; Chordata; Actinopteri; Syngnathiformes; Syngnathidae. Gene Ontology annotation, molecular function: inward rectifier potassium channel activity. Gene Ontology annotation, biological process: regulation of monoatomic ion transmembrane transport; potassium ion import across plasma membrane. Gene Ontology annotation, cellular component: plasma membrane. The record is from RefSeq and is a predicted model, not a curated record.
ACAUCUUCUUCCUCUGUCGAGUUAGGGUUAUGGCACAAUUUACUGCACUAGACAGAAACCUAAGUAAGGGUACUACUACUACUAAUAAUAAUAUUGAUAAUAGGAAUAACAGUGGAGCAGCAAGAACCAAACGCAGCAAGAGAGCGUGUGUUGCGUUUAUGGGACAUAAAAAAAUCAGGAAACAGCUUUUUGGCUGUGCAAGGACCAACAGCCCGCUGAUGAGGCUCCUGGCCAAGGAGUGACCUGCCCUCCCCCUCCGGAUCCGGUCCUGGCCGCGUCAUUUUCGAAACUGUUUCUCCGACGCUUCUACCAGAAACUGAGACUGUUUCCCAAGGCGGACGCCGCCCAGCCGCCCCGGGCGGAAGCCAUGGGGAGCGUGCGGAGCCACCGUUACAGCAUCGUGUCCUCCGAGGAGGAGGGCGGAGUGAAGCUGGCCGACAUGGUCGUCCCCAACGGCUGCGGCAACGGCAAGGCCGAGCACCGGCGCCAGAGCCGCUUCGUGCGCAAGGACGGCCACUGCAACGUGCACUUUGUCAACAUGAGCGAGAAGGGCCAGCGCUACCUGGCGGACAUUUUCACCACCUGCGUGGACAUCCGCUGGCGAUGGAUGCUGCUCGUCUUCUGCCUCUCCUUCCUGAUCUCCUGGCUGUUCUUCGGCCUGGUCUUCUGGCUGGUGGCACUCGGCUACGGCGACCUGGACGGCGACACGCAGAUGUGCGUCUCCAACGUGGACAGCUUCACCGCCGCCUUCUUGUUCUCCGUGGAGACGCAGACCACCAUCGGGUACGGAUACCGCUACGUGACGGAGGAGUGUCCCGUCGCCGUCUUCAUGGUGGUCUUCCAGAGCAUCGUGGGGUGCAUCAUCGACGCGUUCAUCAUCGGCGCAGUCAUGGCCAAGAUGGCCAAGCCCAAGAAGAGGAACGAGACGCUGGUGUUCAGUCACUACGCCACGGUGGCCAUGAGGGACGGGAAGCUGUGCCUCAUGUGGCGGGUGGGGAACCUGAGGAAGAGCCACUUGGUGGAAGCCCACGUCAGGGCGCAGCUCCUCAAGUCAAGGACGACGGCGGAGGGCGAGUUCAUCCCUCUGGACCAGGUGGACAUCGACGUGGGUUUCGACAGCGGCAUCGACAGAAUCUUCCUGGUGUCGCCCAUCACCAUCGUGCACGAGAUCGACGAGGACAGCCCCUUCUACGAGAUGGGCAAGCAGGAGCUGGAGACGUCCGAGUUCGAGAUCGUGGUCAUCCUGGAAGGCAUGGUGGAAGCCACCGCCAUGACCACGCAGUGUCGCAGCUCCUACGUGGCCAGCGAGAUCCUCUGGGGCCACCGCUUCGAACCGGUGCUCUUCGAGGAGAAGAACUACUACAAAGUGGACUACUCGCGCUUCAACAACACCUACGAGGUGUCCGGCACGCCGCACUGCAGCGCCCGGGAGCUCGCCCGGAAGACGUCCGACGCCUCCAGCCUCAGGAACUCCUUUUGCUACGAGAACGAGGUGGCCCUGGAGAAAAUCGAGAUGGAGGAGGAAUCGCGGGAAGUGGAGAGCGCAGCCGCGACGGGCGUCCCGGAGGGUCCGCCGCCGGCCUCGGACUCGGAACACAAUCCGGACUCUUUGCCUUUGGAAUCAAGACCUUUGACUGCUGAAUCGGAAAUUUGAAAGAGCGCUUUCACACCCGGGCAUGCGAACCCCUUGCUGCCCGACUCAGCAAUAAUCCUAUAGCAGUUAACUUAACACACGUCUGUUUAUGUACGAUAUUAUGAUGACGCAAUAGUCCAAAUACCCUUCUUGAAGUAAAUAUGCAACACAAUUCCCACCUCUCGUGGCCUACAUGUCGCACCUUUGUGACUAAAAUGAAAAUGCAGUCAUUAAUAUACACACAGUACAACGUAUAAUCACAUUCAAUACAACAACUGUGUCAAAAAUUCCGCCUUUUAUUCAUCGAUAUUUGGGUAACACUUUAGUAUGGGGAACAUGUUGUAAGUAACAAAGACUUAAGGGUUAGGGUUAGGGUUCGGGUUAGUGCAUACUUGCCAACCCUCCCGAAUUUUCCGGGAGACUCCCGAAAUUCAGCGCCUCUCCCGAAAACCCCCCGGGACAAAUAUUCUCCCGAAAAUCUCCCGAUUUUCAGCCAUGCGGACCUGAGUGAGGACAGCCUUUUCUUUAUGACAACAGGGUGACAAGAACUAAAUCAUCCAGACUAGAGAUAAAUUGUAUUAUUAUGUUUAUCUUACCUAAAAAUAAAUAUAUUUAUUAAUUAAAAUAAAAUAAAAAAAUACAUUUUUACUAUAUUUUGAUAAAAACAUCAAAAUUAAUUGUAUUUUUAUUUGUAUUUUUUCUGACUCCUUAUUACA